This is a messenger RNA of Rhagoletis zephyria (snowberry fruit fly), 1335 nucleotides long. Its product is annotated as dystrophin-like. Gene Ontology annotation, cellular component: plasma membrane. Gene Ontology annotation, molecular function: protein binding; zinc ion binding. NCBI's taxonomy places the organism in Eukaryota, Metazoa, Arthropoda, Insecta, Diptera, Tephritidae. The record is from RefSeq and is a predicted model, not a curated record. Gene Ontology annotation, biological process: synaptic signaling.
AAAAUGCGCCAAUUCCAAAAAACGCUUGAGGAUUUGACUUCACGUGUCGCCUCCGCUGAAGCAACAACAACAUCAUGGCAACCACCUGCCUCCGCACAGGAAGCCACCGAGCAAAUGCAACAUUUGCAACGUUUACGCGACAAAAUGACUACCGCCGGUGCACUGUUGGACGAUUGCAACGAACAGCAGGCAUUCUUUACCGCCAAUCAAGUAUUGGUGCCCGCUGUAUGCCUAUCAAGGCUAGAAGAUUUGAAUACAAGAAUGAAACUACUCCAAAUUGCAAUGGACGAACGUCAAAAGGUACUUUGCAAUGCUGGCGCAAAUCAGGCUUUGGAAAACGGUGAAGAUGGACGCACAACAUCGAAUAGUGGCACAAUCGGGCCAUUACCUAAUCUGGGACAGAGCGUUAAGCCGCCUUGGGAACGAGCAACGACAGCAGCCAAUGUGCCUUACUACAUUGAUCACGAACGCGAAACCACCCACUGGGAUCAUCCAGAAAUGAUAGAACUAAUGAAGAGCUUAGCCGAUCUUAACGAAAUACGCUUCUCAGCCUAUCGUACUGCGAUGAAAUUGCGCGCUGUGCAAAAGCGUUUAGCUCUCGAUCGCAUACCAAUGUCCACUGCCAUCGAAUCGUUCGAUCGUCAUUCGCUACGCGCACAAAACGACAAACUCAUUGACAUACCCGACAUGACAACCGUCUUGCAUUCGCUCUAUGUGACAAUCGAUAAAAUUGAUUUGACAUUAAUGUUGGAUUUGGCUAUAAACUGGAUAUUGAAUGUGUACGAUUCGCAACGUACCGGACAGAUACGAGUGCUGAGCUUUAAGGUUGGCCUCAUUUUGCUUUGCAAGGGCCACCUCGAGGAGAAGUAUCGUUAUCUAUUUCGCUUAGUUGCCGAUCCUGAACGCAAAGUUGAUCAAAGAAAAUUGGGUUUGCUGCUGCACGAUUGCAUACAGGUGCCACGCCAGUUAGGCGAAGUUGCCGCUUUUGGCGGCUCCAACAUAGAGCCUUCGGUGCUCUGUCUGGAACGCGCAGGCAUCUCACAAGAAGCUAUCGAUGCCAAUCAGGAAAUUGCCAUUGAACAAUCACACUUCCUCGGCUGGUUGCAACAUGAGCCGCAAAGCUUAGUCUGGAUGCCGGUGCUACAUCGUCUGGCAGCUGCCGAAACGGCCAAACAUCAGGCAAAGUGUAACAUUUGCAAAGAGUAUCCGAUAAUUGGAUUCCGUUAUCGUUGCCUCAAGUGCUUCAAUUUCGAUAUGUGCCAAAAGUGUUUCUUCUUUGGACGCAAUGCCAAAAAUCACAAACUGAGUCAUCCAAUGCACGAAUACUGCACAACG